CUGGUGAAGAUUCUGUUGUGCAGUACUGAGACUGCUGAUAAGCGAUUUGUGGACUGUGGGGAGUUUUCCGUUAUCCUGAAGGAUAGCGACCCGAGGCUGUCUAAAACUCUGACUUUGGCGGAAUUUAAUGUGGCUUUUGGCGUUUUUAGGGACACUCUGUGCGAGGUUUACCCGCUUCGUCGGGCGGAAUUGGAUACCUAUUUGGCGAUCAUUUCUGACCUGGCCCUUUCCUAUGGGGGUUCUCUCUUCUAUGAAUAUCAUAAAUCCUUCUCUGCUAAAGCUGCGCUGUCCAUUCAGAAAUUCAACCAGAGGGUAGAUUGGUCUGUUGUGGAUCUAGGCUUGAUAAGUCGCCACUUUACGGGCCAUAAAACCCUGGCAUGCACCGUUUGUGGGUCUUUCUCUCACACGACCUCACUCUGUCCGAGGACUGCUCUGCAACGUCUGUCCACUUCCCGACCUUUGUCCCGUCCCGACGCUCCGGCCUCGAGUUCAGGGUUCCGUCCGAGACGUCAGGUACAAACUUUCAGGGGGUCUACGCCCCAUCUCUGUAUGAACUUCAAUGAGAGUGUUUGUACCUAUCCUAACUGUAGGUUUUUGCAUGCAUGUAGUUGGUGCGGGGACAGCCAUCCACGCUCGGUGUGCCCCAGGAGACCUCGACCUGCUCACUCAGGGAAAUAAACAUGAAGCAUCCCUCUACUCCUGUGAACGUGCCUGCUCUCUCCGAAGCCUUGUCUAAUCAUCCUAAUAGAUGCUUUGUAAACUACCUGAUUACCGGUUUGGUCCAGGGUUUUCUAGCGGGUCUGUGCUGGCUCCCAAAAGUGACGCAUGUGUUUAGGAAUCUGCAAUCGGCUCUCCGAGAGCCGGAGGUCGUUGACGCGCUCUUGGCUAGGGAAGUCGAGAAGGGCUACAUGCUUGGUCCUUUUUCGAACUCCCCCUUUUCUGUCUUCCGGAUAAGUCCCAUCGGCGUAGCUACCAGGAAGUAUUCUCGUAAGAAACGCCUUAUUGUAGAUCUGUCCGCCCCUCGCAAUUCGUCUGUCCCGAGCAUAAACAGUUUGAUUCCUCCGGAGCCCUUUUCCUUAUCCUACGCUACCGUCGAUAAUGCAGUGACGAUGAUUCGGAUGGCGGGUGUGGGCGCUUGGCUGGGCAAGGCAGACAUUACUGAUGCUUUCAAAGUGCUGCCACUUCACCCGUCCCAGUGGCACCUCUUUGGAGUCAAAUGGCGGUCUCGGUUCUAUUUUUCGGUUAAGCUGACUUUCGGCUGCCGUAGUAGUCCUCAUAUAUUCGACACCCUGUCGGAGGCGUUGUGCUGGAUUCUCUAUAACGGCUGCAGGUUGCCUUUCGUGUUGCAUCUCUUGGAUGAUUUUCUGGUGGUGGAUUUUCCUUCUUCUCCUCCGGCUCGUAGCAUCUCUUUGUUGAAAGACCUUUUCCGGGAGUUGGGUGUCCCUCUUCAGGAAAAGACCGUAGGCCCUUCCACUCGCUUGGAGUUUCUCGGCAUCACUCUUGAUAGCGUGCUCAUGCAGGCUUCCCUGCCUCUUGACAAGUUGUCUCGCAUUAGAGAGGCUCUUAGCUCCUAUUCCUCUGCUGCUGGUGUUACGAAACGUGGUUUGUUGUCCCUGCUAGGUCACCUGAAUUUUGCUAUGCGUAUUAUACCUCAUGGUAGGUCUUUUGUGUCUCGCUUGCUGACUCUGGCUAAUUCUGUUGUGGAUUUGUCUGAUCUGGUCGUAUUGGAUGAGGGCUGCCGUUCGGAUCUUCGCUUUUGGUCCGUGUUGUGUAACGAGUGGAAUGGCAUUUCCUUUUUCUAUAAUGAUUUUGUUGAGUCCUCCGAUUCCCUCCGUUUUUUCACUGAUGCAGCCCCUUCUGUUGGUUUUGGGGGGUUUUACAACAAUGAGUGGUUCGCGGAAAAAUGGCCCUUAGAGAUUCAGGCUCUCACGGAGUCCAAAUCAACAGCUCUCUUUGAGCUUUACCCCGUCGUCGUUGCUUGCCAGCUGUGGGGCCCCAGUUGGACAAGAAAACAAAUCGUGGUGUUUUGCGACAAUUCUGCGACGGUAGAAAUCAUCAAUAAAGGCCGCUCCAAAAUACCGAUAAUAAACAGCCUCAUGCGUCGUCUCACCUGGCUGUGUGUUCUGAAUAAUUUUAUUCUGCGGGCAGCCUUUAUUCCAGGUCACGAGAACCGCGUAGCUGAUGCCCUGUCUCGUUUUAAAUUCCAGGAGUUCAGAGACCUGUGUCCCCAGGCCAGGCCACACAGCAUUUCCUGCCCGCCGUUCAAUCAGAUGAUCCUGGAUUGAGCGCUUCUAAGACCCUGCAAGAUCUUU
Molecule: messenger RNA, 2312 nt
Organism: Notolabrus celidotus (New Zealand spotty)
Lineage: Eukaryota; Metazoa; Chordata; Actinopteri; Labriformes; Labridae
Source: RefSeq, a predicted model, not a curated record